Molecule: messenger RNA, 1998 nt
Organism: Dunckerocampus dactyliophorus (ringed pipefish)
Lineage: Eukaryota; Metazoa; Chordata; Actinopteri; Syngnathiformes; Syngnathidae
Product: syntaxin-2-like
Exons: 8
Coding region: 889-1719 (276 amino acids)
Biological process (GO): synaptic vesicle fusion to presynaptic active zone membrane; intracellular protein transport; exocytosis
Cellular component (GO): plasma membrane; endomembrane system; SNARE complex
Molecular function (GO): SNAP receptor activity; SNARE binding
Source: RefSeq, a predicted model, not a curated record
CUUGUUAAUACACAACUUCAACAAGUGGUCGUAAGUGGUGAUCUAAGACUCAAAGCCCGUCUCGUAUUGAAUGGCAGCUUCGCUCCGUCUUUGUUGUUUUCUUACUUUCGGCCUUGUGUUGUCCUCAACUUGCACUUCAUAAUGCCGGCUGCCGCGAACGGAUAGUGUUACUUUAAUGUAGUGGUUAUUUGUAGUCUUCUACUCACUUCCGUGUCUUUGGAGCUUAUAUUUGAACAACUUCAACAAGUUGGUGCAAGAAUGGUGUUACUCGUUGAAUCGGCUUGAUUAAAAAAUAAAAAUAAAUCUUGUUGCUUUCCCGUCGCCAAAACUUAUUUUAUUGACACUUGCUGUUCAAAUCAACUACAUACGGAAGUCUGACAGCUUCAUAACCUUCACAAUAAAAUACAGCCAUUUUUACACUGUAACUAUUAACUGAUAUUCCUUUAAAUGCCUUAUCAAAUUCUAUAUUCUAAAUGCUAGCUUGUAAAUCACAAUAACCAAAUACAAACAGUACAUUUCACACCGUCAAAAGUUAGCGAAAAAAAACGAGCAAGUGUUUUCAUUCUCCGGUCAUACUCUUGCUUUCUUUUUGACACGGCCGCGCGCUCACGGAACGCGCUCAUUCGGUACAGGUGUGCUGCAUGCUAACUAGCAUCGCUCAUGACAACAAGGGUCGUCUUCCACACUCUUCGACUUCUUGCGUGUUGUCGGGACCAUCUGGUUUAUAAGUCAUUUAACAAAGAGCAAGUUUCGAUACUUUGAAAAUAACAGAAGUGGAGGAAAAUGGCUAAAAGAUCGAGAUAAGGUGGCAUCUGGCUUCUGUGUUUGGUCGGACAGGUGGCGGCUAAUUUGUUAUUUUAAGCAACAAUGCAUGCAUGAUUUAGUAACAUGGCAGAUGCAGCCAGAGGGAAAUACACCAUGGAGGAGUUUUUCAAAACGAUAGGAGAGUUGAGAAGCCUCGUCCAAAAGAUCUCCUGCCAAGUGGAUGAAGUGGAGAAGAAACAGAGUGCCAUCCUAGCCUCAUCUAAUCCAGAUAAGAGUUGCAAAGACGAGCUGGAACUGCUGAACAACAAGAUCAAGACGGAUGCCAACUUAUUCCGAGCAAAGUUAAAGCCAUUGCAGGAUGGUUUCCCAGUAGACGGCAGUGGCGAUGGUGUCUCUGUGAUGCAGCGCAUUAAGAAGAAUCAGCAUGCACACCUGACUCGCUGCUUUGCUGAGGUCAUGACGGGUCACCAUAAGACACAGGUGGCCUUCAGAGAGAAAUGCAAAGCCCACAUUCAAAGACAACUGCAGAUUGUGGACAAAGUGACCACUGAUGAAGAAUUGGAGGAGAUGCUCAACUGCGACAAUGUGACCAUUUUCAUAUCUGAUAUCUGCUCGCAUGCUCGUAUUUCGAGCGAGGCGCUGAGCGAGAUCGAGUCUCGUCAUGAGGACAUUGUGCGCCUGGAGGCAAGCAUCAGAGAGCUGCACGAGAUCUUAUGUGACACAGCCAUGCUGCUGGAGAUUCAAGGGGAGCUAAUGAACAGCAUAGAAAAGAACGUGGCGUUGGCUUCAGAGUAUGUGGACGUGUCGAAAGCAGAGACGCACAAGGCGGUGACAUACAAGAAGAACCCACACAAGAUAGUGUCUAUGCCCAGGUUCUUUAAGUCCUUCAGGAGGCAAACACCUGCCAAAGCAUCCCCAGGUCCUACACCUGGACCAUAUGGACACAACCCCUGAUGCUCUCUGAACUUUGGGGGGGAGGACUAUUAUUUGUACUUUGCUAGAAGUAGAUUUUGUGUACUCCUGUUCACUAAUACACACGACCAAAAACACUGCAUCCUUGGCCAAAAUAUCAGUGGAGCUUGUGGCUUGCGUUACCUUUUACUGACCAACAGGUGGCGGUCGAAGACUGGCACUAAUGCGAGGCCUCGUCACCUGCUGACUGGUGUGUUCACCGUAUGCUUCCCGGUUGUCAUGCAAAGUGUGAUCCACCUCAACAAAUAAACUAACGGCCUG